GUUCGGAUACAGUAUGCAUUUCGAGGUUCGCAAACACUCUCUCCUUCGUAAUUCUUUUGCUUUUCAUGUCUGAAGCGGCGUGGACUUCGCAGGGUGCAGACCGACCGGCUUAAAGAUCUAGGAUACUAGGUUGAAUUCUACCAAGUGAAGGCGUUGCUUGAAAGAAACUGGAAGCAAAUAGGGCAGGUUAACCGUUAGGUUCAAGUGAGUCCCGGCCUUCGCCAAUGCCAUGAUCUUUUCCAACUUAAAUCCUGUAGCUUUUAUCUGUUAUUUUUAUUUCCAGGGCUGCUAGUACACAUUCUGCGUCUGUGAAUGUUUGGAAUAUUCACUCCGCUGUCCGCUCGAUCCCUCCGAUCACUACGUCUACCUCGCACACCAUGCCGCACAUUCUCCUUUACCCACAAUUACCGAUUUCCACGCCUUCCAUCGAAACGAGUUGAUGGUGUGCUGGAAACCAAUGUCACAGAAAGAGGGCUACCCCAAGUGCCAUCCUUUCGGGAACAAGUCGCUCGGGAAAUACCAGUACAGUCGUUCACGGAUUCCGUGAAAGCACCUUCAAUAAGGAAUCAAGUGAUGUUCUUUAUCUUUGGUACUUUUGUGGUUUUCACCCUCGCCGCCAGGAAAACUAAUUACGAUACUGCCGUUUGGACGGAGAAGCUCUCACAUACUGGCAACCUCAUAUGGAAGCUAAGGAUUCCUACGAGUGAGGAGAUCAGGAGGGCGAGGCAUUUCGAGCUAGGGAAGAAUUUACAAAAUGGUCUAAAAUCGCUGCAAGAGACUAUCGAGGAAUGGCCAAUAAUCAUCAAGCACACAGUAGUAUGGACGUAUAUCCAAGUCCUUCAACCUAUUUUGGAUGCUUCAGAAGGCAAACGCCUGUGCUGGGCGAUUGGCCUGACGAAUGCUGCUGUCUGGCUUGUCUGGCAGUUCCCUCAAGCACAGCGGAUCAUGACGAGGAGCUUUACGCAUAGCCCGCUAUCGGGUUUAUCAUAUACACUGCUUACUAGUAUGUUCAGCCACAAGUCCUUCCUCCAUUUCGCGUUCAACUCAAUGGCGCUGGCAAGCUUCGGGUCUGCCGCAAGCUUAUGGAUGAUGAGAGCUCAGAACCAGAGUUGGACAGGUCUUCCAGAGGCAACGCCAAAAUGGCAUUUCCUAGCAUUCUUCAUAUCAGCUGGUCUCUUCUCUGGGCUCGUAUCACACGUGGUUGCCGCACGAUUCCGGUUCCCUCGCAUCGUUGCCCUGCUGAAAUCUAGGCCACUUACUGUCUCAGCAACAGGUGCAAACCUCAAGGCUGGGGUGGCUGAAGCUACAAAGAACGUACCGAAGAUACUUCCUUCGCUCGGAGCUUCAGGUGCUAUUUACGCAGCAGUGACGCUAACAGCGCUUGCUUUUCCUGAGACGGAAAUCGCACUGAUUUUCCCUCCGACGCCUCCGAUCCCUAUCCAGCUCGGUGUCGGUGGGUUGAUGGCUAUUGAUAUCAUAGGGGCUCUACGUGGUUGGAGGUUGUUUGAUCAUUGGGCCCACCUAGGUGGUGCAGCCUUCGGGGUAUUGUACUAUCACUACGGCAUGAAGGUGUGGGAUACGUUCCGUGCGGGAAACCUCGGCUCAGCCCCCGAUCGACAAAAGAAGGACUGAGGCGAUGUUUCAUGCGCUACGUGUUUGAUAUACCUGUAGAAUGGUUACCUCCCCUCACCGGACAAUAUGAGCAUGAUUUUGCUGUCGCAGAGAUACAGAUACGCUCAUUCGCCACUGAGGGACUUGUUGGAUCCUAUUCGCUUGAGCAUAGGACUGGAUUACGGAUAAUCUUAAGGGUGGUCUUAAAUUACUCUUCUCGCCAGCUCAAUUUCAACCUGUUGAGGUGAGUUCUCCAAUAAUACUGUUCAUCAGCU
Molecule: messenger RNA, 1886 nt
Organism: Somion occarium
Lineage: Eukaryota; Fungi; Basidiomycota; Agaricomycetes; Polyporales; Cerrenaceae
Source: the annotation of a GenBank genome assembly